GUCCUCUUGGCCACAGCACGAGCGCAGACCUGCGAGGACGACCAGACAUGCCAACGACCCAGCAAUCUCGGCGAAGAGGGAUCGUUCCUUCAGGCGCGGCUCAACGACGAAUCGCAGAUGGACACAGACAUGGAAAACAGUGAUGAAUCGCAGACAAACACAUCCAUGCAAAACUACGUGGAGCGCGUCCUAGGCAAGGUGACGGCUCUCGGUGGCAGACACCAGAAUAACGUGGAGCUUGCUAAGGAUGAGGUCCGCAACCUC
Messenger RNA from Symbiodinium sp. CCMP2456, 264 nucleotides. The record is from the annotation of a GenBank genome assembly. Lineage: Eukaryota; Dinophyceae; Suessiales; Symbiodiniaceae.